AUUAUUUAUUUUGCAGAGACGACCUCGCUCUUCGCUUCCGGGUCAACGCAGGAUUCUCAUAACAAGCUAUCAGGCUAGGAGCUAGAGCAGUGUGUAGCCUCAUCCUCCGCCACUAAACGGACUACUUUCUCCUCCAGUCCUCCCAUCAUGUCGGACACGGAGACUAAACCGUCCAGCCACGACGGAGACGGAGGGGAUAAGAAGGAGGGAGAUUACAUCAAGCUGAAGGUCAUCGGACAGGACAACAGUGAAAUCCACUUCAAGGUGAAGAUGACCACGCAUCUAAAGAAGCUCAAGGAAUCCUACAGCCAGAGACAGGGAGUCCCUAUGAACACGCUACGGUUCCUCUUCGAAGGCCAGAGGAUCACAGACAACCAGACUCCUAAAGAGCUGGGGAUGGAAGAUGAAGACGUGAUUGAAGUGUAUCAAGAACAGACGGGCGGACUUUGUAACAACUGAAACCUCCACAGCAUAUUCAUAUUUUUUAUUUUAUUCUUUAUAUUUGUUUUAUAUGGUUAUCUUACCCUUUCCUCUCAUUUCAAACCAUCUGGAUCCAAUGUGACGAGGCUAGGGGUGAAUUAAAGAAAAAGGAUGAGUUCAUUCAUUCAUUCGUUCAUUGGUUCAUCUCAGCUCCUGGACCUCGUAGAUUCAUCACCCUUUCAUUCGGCCUUCUGGAAUCAGAGGAGACAUCAGAAACAAAGUGAUAUUCUUGCCUCAUGAUCUUUGAGUCUCAACAUUAAAAAGCGGAAUGCACGGAGUCGGCCUCCAGCGCUGCCUGGCUCAGAGGCCCUAGGGCAGAGGGCUUCGCCCCCACGGCUUGGUACCUCACAGCGCUGAUCAUGUUCCUACUACAUCUCAACUCAACCUCCCCUCACCAGAGACCAUCUGUGGUGAGACGGCGCCUAUUGAGCCAUUUUCUGAUUGGCUCGGAUUUCGUGCCAUGUCACUGCAGCCAAUCAGAAAGGCUCGUUGUACGAUCGGUGUUUGAGGUUUGAUUCCAGCGAUGACUUAUUUUAUGGAUGCAAAAAAACACAAAUUCUUGUACAAUUUCGCAACCUGUUAUUGCAUUUUUUUGAAUAUAGAUGACGCGUGUGGUGUGCUAAUACGUUUGUGUUCACGAUAUUUGAGCAAUACGCCCCUAAUGUAUAUCUUAAAACAACCUCUUUUGUAACUUACUCUGAAGAGGCUUGCUCCAAAUUUAGGAAUCACGAUUUAGGGGCCACUCACACUAGGGCCAUGGCCCCGUGCCCGAGCUCAUUUGCAUACUAAAGUCUAGAACGUUUGGCUAGUGUGACCACGCCAUCCGUAUUCCAGCACGGAACAGCCCUUUGGCCAUGGCAAACUGGGGAGAGGUGUGCCGUGGCCAAAGUACAGAUGCUAAUGAGAUUACACGUGCGGAUGCGCAACGUGAGCUGGAUGACGUAGUCCUUGCACGACCCUUCUUUCUUUAUAGGUCCAUGCCCUUCUUCCCCUCAACAAUCAUUUUAAACAAUGGCACCAAGCGCUUCACGAGUGGCUUUACGUUGGUGCGAUAGUGAAGUCGAGUGUUUACUUGAAAUUUGGGCCGACGACAGCAUUCAGUCGUAGCUGGACACCACGCUUGGUGAUGACGUAUUUAUCGUAUUACGACAUGAUGACGUAUGUAUGAAGGAGCAAUCGUGCCCAGGCCACGGCCUUCGGGAGCAGUGUGACCAUGGGCCAGCGGGGGGAGUGGGGAGGGGGGGAAUCGUGCUGAAUCUUCCUGCAGCACGGAACAGGCCAACGACCCUAGUGUGAGUGGCCCCUUACAGUUUAGGGUUCUACGACAGAGGAACCAAACUCCAUGGCGUUCCGAACCGUCGUGGAGGUUUGGGGACUUUGCUUUGCAUUCAGAUUUUCUCAGGUUUUAUUAGGAUGAUUAUCGUUAUAAUUAUAAUCAUAAUUGUUAUCACAUGGGUGAAUCGCAUCAGGAGGAAGGGACCCCGGAUUGGGCAGCUUUUUCGAAGUACAGGUUCCCUACUCCCUACUCUUUUGCCUCAUAACCCCUAGCUCCUACUCCCUUACCCCCUAGUUCCUACUUGGGCCUCUUUGACUGGAACCCCCUUUUUAAAUAGCUGGGGAAAAGGUAUAAAGGGGUCAAACCGCCAGACGUCGAUCCAACCAGGCUUUAGUUUGGUUUUGGUUAUCUUUGAUUCAAACGUGAUAUUGUUCUUGGGUUUGAUUUUCUGAAGUGCCUGUUAGUGUUUAGGUACGACCCAUCUCCCACGCCGCCCCCUUCCUUACCUGUCCUACCCCAGCUGCCCCGUCCUACCCCGUCCUACCCCAGCCCAGCGGAGGUUCAGAAGUUAAGAGCCCCCCAAAGAGCCCCAGCAGCAGACCUGAGACCAGCCCAGCAUGAUGUAGUGUGGAGGUUCAACCGGUAGACCCCCAACAACCCCUAACUAGACUAGGGGCCGGGCAAAUUGAAGUCAGGGGGGGAUUUUUGAUUUUGGUCCCUCCCUGAUGGCCAGUCGUCCAUCGUUUCAGUGAAAGCAAAAUUAAAAAUUUAAUUGAGAGAUUUCGUCCAUUUCAAAUUGAGUUAUUGAUGUGUUUCAGGCGGUUUUGAUCGAUGUGUCCCCCCCCCCCCCUUUAAAGUAGUAGGUCGGCCCGUGUUCGACCGGGCUGGGAGGCAUGGUCUUUCUCUGGUCCUCCCCUCAGCAGAGGGUUGAUGCAGAUGGUUUGAAAUGACGCUGGUUCUUUUGCCCUUUUUGAAUAAAAUGUUAAGAAAAAUUAA
Molecule: messenger RNA, 2752 nt
Organism: Gadus macrocephalus (Pacific cod)
Lineage: Eukaryota; Metazoa; Chordata; Actinopteri; Gadiformes; Gadidae
Gene: sumo1
Product: small ubiquitin like modifier 1
Exons: 5
Coding region: 148-459 (103 amino acids)
Biological process (GO): protein sumoylation
Cellular component (GO): PML body; nucleus
Molecular function (GO): protein tag activity; ubiquitin-like protein ligase binding
Source: RefSeq, a predicted model, not a curated record